ACUAAAGAAGAAUCUAAAAAAAACUAUCUUGGGUAAUGAUAAAAAUAACGAGUCUUUGUCAACAAUUCAAUUAGAAGCUUUAAAAGAUCAAAUCGCUAUGAACUUACUCUCCUAUAAAUCCCAUUCAUUCGUCCCUAAGUCAGAUGUUAAAAACAUUACAAAUUCGGUUACUUCAAAGUCUUCUUCACAUUAUGAUACAGCGAAAGUCGAUCUUCCAUCGAAUAAAGCGAAAUUCGUUUCUAUGAUUCCUGUUAAAAUCCCAGGCAGUAAAGUUUUUAAUGGUCAGUCAGAACAUAGAGGUCAUUUAGCAGCUGGCGUUUACAAUAUGGACACCUCUAUGGCACCAUCAAAUCAAAACAACACAAACAAGAGAUUUGUGUCUAGGAUACCCAUAAGGAUCAAUGUUUCAAAAGAUAAAAAAAUUAGGAAAAGUUCACUUAAGGUUUUAGAUUUAUCCUUGAACACUGACAAUACAUCCAAUAGUCACGCAAUUCAAUGUCGUAGAUUAAACAGUACUUCUUUAUAUUCCAGAGUUGAACAUGUCAAUUCCGAACCCUAUACCAAGAAUUGUAAAAAAGGACCAUUAAAAUAACCACAUAAUAUUCAAAUUAAUGACACAAAAGGACAACUUUAACAAUUAAUGUUGUUGUAAUAUCAUGGAACUAAUGCCUGAAACACUUGAAUAAAAUUUUCUCUGUAUGAAAAAAAAUGCUACAAUAUUAAACACUAGUCUUAAAGAUUGUACUUACCUUACGUCCUAUGUGACGCAAUAAUAUUUCAAGUAAUCCAAUGUUGAUUUUGGUAUUAAAUACACUACGUAUACGAUUUACACUAUACGUCAUAUAGUCAAUAUAAUUACUUACAAAAACGAUUCAAAUUUUAAAUAAUAUGUUUUAACUACACAAAG
Molecule: messenger RNA, 907 nt
Organism: Daktulosphaira vitifoliae (grape phylloxera)
Lineage: Eukaryota; Metazoa; Arthropoda; Insecta; Hemiptera; Phylloxeridae
Exons: 2
Coding region: 98-592 (164 amino acids)
Source: RefSeq, a predicted model, not a curated record